UAACCGAAACAGGGUGCCUGUGGCAACUACAUUCUGAAUAAAACAAAGAGAAUGUAAACAGCUGAUUUACCAAAAAUAAUAUUUUAGCAUUAAUAAUUACUUAAAAUAGCCACAGAGAACGAUGAAGGAGGAAUGUCGAGUUUGCCUGGGAAACUCCGAAGACACGGUCAACAUUUUCGAAGGCUCAGGAAGUCGCGGCAUUUCCAUAGAGCACAUGAUAUCGGAAGUCACCGGCUCAAGGCCAGCGAAGGAAGACUCAUUCUCGGAUUCCAUUUGCCCGCCCUGCCUGGCAGAUGCCCAAAGCGCAUACGACAUUAUACAAACCUACGAGCGCAGCUACGGAAUCUUCUGCGAAGCGAAGGAUGCGAUCCUGGAGGACGACUCGCCGGAGGAAGAAGUCAGCCUGAUAUCAGACAGGGAGAGUGAGGGGACUUUAUGUGCCAAAGAAGCCCUUGAGAGCAAGGAGCAAGUGAUACCAAAUGGCAGGUCGAGUGCCCUGAAGGAGGCCAAGAGGCAAAGGAGAAGACACAGAUGGACGGAAAAGGAGAAGACGCACCAGUGCUCCCAGUGCCAGAAGGCUUUCCAGACCGCCCCGAUUCUAAAGCGGCACAUCAAGCGGGCCCAUGCGAAUUAUCGGCCCUACCAGUGCAGUCACUGCCCAAAGGCAUUUGUGGAGAGCUACACCCUGAGGCAUCACAUCAUGACCCACACGGGCAAUAAGCCGUUCAAGUGCUCGCGCUGCCCGCUGGCAUUCACGAAGGAUUUUAGCCUGAGGAAGCACUUCAGCCAGCACACUGGAAACCGUGCCUACAAGUGCUCCCAGUGCCCAAAGGCCUUCUACGAUCAGAGUGGUCUCAAUCAGCACUUUGUGUUGCACUCGACGGAGCGACCGUUUGAAUGCCCUCACUGCCAAAGGUGCUAUACGGACGAGGCCAUUCUGCGGAGGCACAUCAGCAGGCACACUCGGGAACGCACGUUCAAGUGCUCCCACUGCCCGAGCGCCUUUCUGCACAACUCGGCACUGGUGCGCCACACCAUGAGCCAUACGGGAGAGCGGCCGUUUCCGUGCGGUCACUGCCAGAAGUCCUUCAUAGAUGUGACCUCCCUGAACAGACACGUACGGAUUCACACGGGGGAACGACCCUACAAGUGCUCCCUCUGCCAGUCGACCUUCUCGGAUCCAUCAACCCUCAAGCUGCACGGCCUGAUUCACACGGGCGAACGACCGUUUAAGUGUGACCACUGCGAGAAGGCUUUCAGGUCGCGCUCCGAUCUAAAGAAUCAUCUCAGGAUCCACUCGGGAGAGCGGCCCUUCAAGUGUGCCCUGUGCCAGAGGGCUUUUACGCAAAAUUCAACUCUGCGCAAACACAAUGAAAUAUUUCAUAAGGAGGCAUUAAACGGUACUAGUAAAUCUUAGUAUUCUUCGUGGACCUUUAAAUAGAAGAAGAAGGAAUUUUUAAAAAUAACGUUUUUUAAUGAGUAACGUUUAAAGAAUCGAUAACACACACAUGUUCUUUCGAUUAACACUCCAAUGUUUUGGUCACAGGGUGCUUAGGGAAGUAUGAGUGAAAUUUCAAGAUGUAAGCAAACUAUCUUAAAGAAGUUACAAAUAUUUGUGUAAUCCCAUGAAAGACAAAAAGAAGUAAUAAUUCAAGUUAUAUAAAUACAUAUAUCUACAGUCCUAAAUUCAAAUCUAUUUUCAAAUUAAAAUUUAUGUCGUGGCAUAACUCAUGUAAACGAUAACGUUCCUUUUGAAAAGCGAUAACACAACAUAUGUUCUGGACACAGGGUGUUCAGAGUAGUUUAAGUAUGAAUGAAAUUUGGAGGUGUAAACAAACAAUUUAGAACUAAGAAAUAUGAAUUUAAUUUAAUAUUUAAGAAACAGAAA
Molecule: messenger RNA, 1888 nt
Organism: Drosophila biarmipes
Lineage: Eukaryota; Metazoa; Arthropoda; Insecta; Diptera; Drosophilidae
Product: zinc finger protein 501
Exons: 2
Coding region: 122-1417 (431 amino acids)
Biological process (GO): regulation of transcription by RNA polymerase II
Cellular component (GO): nucleus
Molecular function (GO): RNA polymerase II cis-regulatory region sequence-specific DNA binding; zinc ion binding; DNA-binding transcription activator activity, RNA polymerase II-specific
Source: RefSeq, a predicted model, not a curated record